Diabrotica balteata is the source of this 1022-nucleotide messenger RNA. NCBI's taxonomy places the organism in Eukaryota, Metazoa, Arthropoda, Insecta, Coleoptera, Chrysomelidae. The record is from the annotation of a GenBank genome assembly.
GUCUUAAUUGAAAUUUAACAUUUAGGUUAAAACCCUACAUUAUUCGUAAUUUUUACAACUCAAAACCUACGAUUCGUUAAUGUUUUAGCCAUGUAAUUACACUCCUGGAUGUUAUUUUUUAAACCUAACAUGUUCGUUAUUGGAAAAGAUAGCAAAAAACACUGAAAAAGAGUACUAUGUAACCCCUAAAGAUGCUCAAAAUGCCCUUGAAAAUGGCGACAUUUGGGCUAUAUUUUACUUUCCAAGAAACUUUACAGAUGGUUUAAUGUCCAGAGUCAUUUUCCAAGCUCAUGCUAGUCAGCAGCUUCUACAGGAGAGCCAAAUGCAGGUGUGGCUUCGGGGAGACUAUUCAAACAAUUUGGAAGAUUUUCAGCAAAUUUUUAAAUCAUUCACGAAAACGUUAGUACAAAAUUGUGGAUCACCUAAUAUUAAUUUAAAAAAUUUGGGCCUUUUAGUUUCAUACAAACAAGUUAUUAACCCAAAAUUAAGCAAACUGGCUGUUAUUAAUGAGGACCAAAUAUUUGUAAAUCAAACUUAUCAGCCAUGUGAUUUUGAAAAAGAUUGUAAAUUUUCAAACAUGAGCUGCAGAUUUCUGGACACGAUUAAAGACGAAACGAUUGAAUAUUAUGCAACUCUCGAAGAUGGAUUAAAUGCUCUUCAGAAAGGAGACGCGUGGGGAGCAGUUCAUAUAAAAAAAGAUUUUUCUGACGCAAUUGUUGCAUCUUUAGGCUUAACUUAUGAUCCAUAUUAUAUACAAUAUACGUAUAUAAACCAAAUUAGAAUUUGGGUACAUCCUUUAAGGGAAUCAACUAAAAAAGGUCUAAGUGAAAAAGAACUGCAGCAACGAUUUACAAAAGUAAUAGAAGAACUUUUUAAGACUUGUAGAAAAAAAGUCACUACAAUGUAUGACAAGCACUCAAUUACUGCUUUUCAAGAUUUUAGCAAUAUUACUAGCUAUGUCCAAUACGCACCUCUAUUAUAAUAAUCUUAAAUUAUUUUAAUAAAUAUGUUGUCUCAAAAAA